AUGGCUGCCUCUAAAUCUACAAAUCAAUACCCUCGCAAUGUCCUUAGACGCAUUGUGAAGGCCCACUCCGGCUGCAACAUUUCGAAGAACGCUGAUAUUCUGAUAUAUCUCGACUACGCCCUAUUUCUCGAACAGCUCGUUAAGGAAGCCGGGAUAGACGCAAAGGCGUCUGGGGAAAAGCAAAUCACGGCGCGAAAUGUUAAGAAGGCGAAGGAUACUGUCCUCAAGAAAUUCCGAGCAUAA
This is a messenger RNA of Orbilia oligospora ATCC 24927, 243 nucleotides long. RefSeq lists its product as uncharacterized. The coding region runs from base 1 to 243 and encodes 80 amino acids. Gene Ontology annotation, biological process: mitotic cell cycle; kinetochore assembly; chromosome segregation. The record is from RefSeq and is a predicted model, not a curated record. The transcript is spliced from 4 exons. Lineage: Eukaryota; Fungi; Ascomycota; Orbiliomycetes; Orbiliales; Orbiliaceae. Gene Ontology annotation, cellular component: kinetochore; nucleoplasm. Gene Ontology annotation, molecular function: DNA binding; protein heterodimerization activity.